Molecule: messenger RNA, 1086 nt
Organism: Theobroma umbraticum
Lineage: Eukaryota; Viridiplantae; Streptophyta; Magnoliopsida; Malvales; Malvaceae
Product: Translation elongation factor EF1B/ribosomal protein S6 family protein
Biological process (GO): translation
Cellular component (GO): ribosome
Molecular function (GO): structural constituent of ribosome; small ribosomal subunit rRNA binding
Source: RefSeq, a predicted model, not a curated record
AAUGGUGAUUUCCUAAUUUUACGAGGGUAAUAAGGUAAUAAUGUAAUAAAAAAUUUAUUUAUUUAAUUGUUAUUCCUACGAAAAACCCAACAACCUCACCUUCCCGACGUUUUCUUCUCCUCCAAGCGGCGGAGCACUCAUCAGUCACGCCGUCCACCUUCUUCCUCUUCUUCUUCGCUGAUCACAGCCGUCCAUCACUGCUACAUCACGGUCGUUUUCCUCUCUCUUUGUCACGAGCUUGGGUCCGGUUCCCUCUCUGUCACGAGUGUCCUUGAUUGCUUUCGAAGGAGGAAAAUGGUUUAUUGGGUUGGUUUUGGUUUUUUUAAUUUGACAGAGAAAGAAAUGCCUCUGUAUGAUUGUAUGCUUCUCUUUAAGCCCCAUGUGCAAAAGGAGCUUUCGAUGGACUUGAUAAGACGAAUAGGAAAACAUGUUUGUAGCAGAAAUGGGGUUCUCACUGAGAUGAAAUCGUUUGGGACUGUUCAGCUGGGGUAUGGCAUUAGGAAGCUUGAUGGAAGAUACUAUCAGGGUCAGCUCAUGCAGAUGACAAUGAUGGCGACACCCAAUAUUAACAAGGAGUUGCACUACUUGAACAAGGAAGACAGGCUGUUGCGCUGGCUUUUAGUUAAGCAUCGUGACACCAAAGAUGGGCUGGAGUUCCUUAGUGAAGAGGAUGGGAACUUGGAGCUCAGCAAACUCCCUCGAGGCAAUAUAUUUGAUGACCUUGACAAGGAUGAGGAUGAUGAUGAGGAUGAGGAUGAUGAGGAUGAGGAUGAUGAGGAUGAUGAUGAUGAGAACCAAGAGAAUAGUGGAGAACACUGAUGGGUAAAAGAAUUUGAUUGUCUGAGGAUAAGGCAGAACAUUGAUAGACAAUAGAAGUUCAUAGUUUAUGUUCUUUGUCAUUGUAGUUUGCUGUGACUUAUGUUCUGCUUGGGUCUUAAGCGGCCAGAAGAGUUACAUUUCACUAACUUAGCCUGUCCUUGUAUUUUCUGCAUUUUCUUAGUAGCCUUCAAAGUAUUUUGUAUUUUUGAUCAGCAGGCACAUUUCUUGAAAAAUAAAAAUUCAGCCUAUUACAUCUGUGAUGCUUAA